AUGAGCAUCGACGAUUAUCCGCACGUUCGAAAGAACGUCCCUUAUCAUUUUUAUGAUGGUCGAUACUUGAUCUAUCUCUUACUGUUACUUUCUUUCUUUCUUUCUUUUUUUCUUUCUUUCUUUCUCCCCACCCAAUUGCCUUUGCUCUUUUUUCAGUUUUUUUCCUCUUUUUCUUUUGGCUGUUCAUCGAUUUCUUUUUCUUUCUUUCUUUCUUUCUUUCUCUUUUUUUCUUUUUUUCAUUUUUCCUCUUUUCCUUUCGUUUCUUUUUCAGUAUUUUUCUUUCUUUUUUCUUUCUUUUUUCAGUUCAUCGAUUUCCUUUUCUUUUUCUUUUUCCUUUUUCUUUUGGCUUCAUCUUUUUUUUCUUUCUUUCUUUCUUUCUUUCUUUUCUUUCUUUCUUUCCCCCCACCCCUUUGCCUUUUUUCAGUUUUUUCUCUUUUUUUUGGCUGUUCAGUAUUUUUCCUUUCUUUUUUCUUUUUUCAGUUCAUCGAUUUCUUUUUUCUUUUUUCUUUCUUUUUCUUUCUUUCUUUCUUUCUUUCUUUCUUUCUUUCUUUCUUUCUCCCCACCCAAUUGCCUUUGCUCUUUUUUCAGUUUUUUUCCUCUUUUUCUUUUGGCUGUUCAUCGAUUUCUUUUUCUUUCUUUCUUUCUUUCUUUCUUUCUUUCUCCACACCCACUUACCUUUGUUCUUUUUUCAGUAUUUUUCCUCUUUUCUUUUGGCAGUUCAUCGAUUUCUUUUUCUUUCUUUCUUUCUUUCUUUCUUUCUUUCUUUUUUUCUUUCUUUCUUUCUCCCCACCCAAUUGCCUUUGCUCUUUUUUUCAGUUUUUUCCUCUUUUUUUUUUUGGCUUUUCAUUCUUUUUUCUUUUUUCUUUCUUUUUUCUUUCUUUCUUUCUCCCCCACCCACUUUUUUCUUUCUUUUUUCCUCUUUUUCUUUCAUCUUUCUUUUUCUUUCCCUUUCCCUUUUUUCCUUUCUUUCUUUCUUUUUUCUUUCUUUCUUUUUUUUUCCCUCUUUUUCUUUUGGCAGUUCAUCGAUUUCUUUUUCUUUCUUUCUUUCUUUCUUUCUUUCUUUCUUUCUUUCUUUCUUUCUUUCUCCCCACCCAAUUGCCUUUGCUCUUUUUUUUUUCUCUUUUUUUUGGCUCUUUUUUCUUUUUCUGUUCAUUCUAUUUUUCUUUUUUCUUUCUUUCUUUCUUUCUUUCUUUCUCCACCCACCUUUGCUCUUUUUCUUUUUUUCUUUUUUUUGGCAUUAGUCCACUUCAAGUUUUAUUUUCUACUCUCCUUUGUCAUUUAUUUAAAUUUUUCUUUAUUUCCUCUUCAUUUUAUUUUAAUCUGCACAUAUGUUUUCUUUCUCAUUUCCAUCUUACCAACUGGCUUUUCCUUCAUUCUUCUGUAGAUUGUUUCUCUGUUGGUGUUUUUUGUCUUUUUUUGUGUAUGGUGGGCAUUAUCUUCUCCUUUUCUUUCUUUCUUUCUUUCUUUCAUGCAGAAUUCAAUUCUUUCUUUCUUUUUUACCCUCUCGAUUAUCUUAGUUCUUUAUUUAAAAUAUGUCUACUCUCUUUCUUUUUGAUACAAUUUACAGCCUUUUCUUUCUUUAUUUCUUUCGUUCUUUCUUUCUUUCUUUCGUUCUUUCUUUCGUUCUUUCUUUCUUACGCUCCCAAUGGACUUUGUUCUUUUUUUUUUUUUUUUUUUAUUAAUUCUUUUUUUGCCAGCCCCUUUCUUUCUUUCUUUCUUUCUUUCUUUCUUUCUUUUCUUUUUUUCAAAUCUUUUUCCACGAUAGCAUUUGUUCUCUUUUUCGGUAUUUUUUUUUUACUUUUAGCAUUUCUUUUUUCUUUCUUUCUUUCUUUCUUUCUUUCCGUAAUUGCCUUUAUUCUUAUUUCAUACUGUCUUUCUUUUUCUUUCUUUCUUUCCUUCUUCUUUCUUUAUUUCUUUCUUUCAUUUUUUUCCUCAUAA
Messenger RNA from Acanthosepion pharaonis, 1938 nucleotides. The record is from the annotation of a GenBank genome assembly. Lineage: Eukaryota; Metazoa; Mollusca; Cephalopoda; Sepiida; Sepiidae.